CCCUACGCAGGUUGAGGCUCUCGAUACUCCCGGUUUCCAAGGUACAGGAUUUUCAGUUGUUUCUGCGACAUCUCUGUUUCGAGGAGAUAUCGCGAUUAGGCGACGCCGUCUGCCGAUUAUGACAUAAAGAUAUCGGAACUUUUCCAGUAAAAUGGAGCAAAAUAUGCAAAGUAACAACGUAAACAGGGCACCCGUGGAGUCGCGGCCUAACAGUGGAUUUAAUAACGGUGACCCUGCAGCUUACAAUCAGCAAGUUCGCCCGCAGCUUAUAAGAACAGAUUCUAGGUCGUCGCUAUCAUCACAACCACAACAGCAAAGACCGGGUCUACCGCCACAACAGAGGCCGCAGUUCCAACCCGGCGGUCCAGUUAACAACCCACCGUUUGGUCCGCGUUCUGCACCACCAGGACCCCCAAACCAACGAGCGCCUGUACCAGGUGGCGUUCCAGGUUCGCCUCAACUACGUCCUCAAUCUCCACUAUAUCGUCCUGGUACUCCACUCAAUCAAACCCCGCAGAGUCCAAGGCCGAUAAACCCAGGCGUUGGAGCGCCGCAAAGGGCGCCCGUUCCAAACAAUCUUCAGUUUGGUCCGAGACAGCCACCGCAGCUGGGCAACCCUACCACACCUGAGGGUGCAAAACCUCAAGGCAAUUUUCAAUUUAACGGAAAUCAGCGUCCAGUCUCUAGUCCAGCAAACGUACAAAUUACGAAGCAACCUUCUCAGACCUCACUAAAAAGUUCUGAUUCUGUUACUUCAUCUCCGUAUAAGCCAGUCAACCUGGAUAACCAAAACGUGUCAAAUGAUAAUGAGAAGAACAAUAAAAUGGAUGAUAUCACUGAAAUGUCCGGGCCGGUCAAAGGUAGGAGCUACAGUAUUGCAGCCGCACCUGGUAUGCCGAGCCCCUUUAAAAUGGAAGAUGAUAGACGCAAAUCUAUAAGUUCUCUCAGUGGUAGAUAUGAUGAUUUGAGUGGCCGCAGUUCUGGUCUAGAUUUGAUUCAAGAAGUAAAAAAUAGCAGUGAUAACAUUCGUAGCUCAAAAGAGAGCAUUAAAUCAGAAGUAUCUAAUGAAGCCAAUCGAGAGAAUACAGACCGUCCAGAAUCUCGAAUGUCUGGCUCUAAAAUGACAGAAUCUUUUAUGGGAUCUCUAUCAAACUUAUCAAAAAAGAAAGUUGACGACGAUGAUGAUGUUGUUCUUCAAAACAACUCACUGUCUGUAAAACAAGAGGAAUCUCAAAAUAAAACCGACCUUUCAGACCGUUCUCCAUCAUUAACUCGAAGUGAUGAAUCUCCUGAACCAAAAAAUGUUUCGCAAAGCUCUGUUAUAUCAAACAAACCCCAAACUCCUACACCAGAACCACAACGGCCAAAAACACCUAAAACUAAUAAUUUAAAGGAUGAAUUACAUUCAAGCGAAAUAAAAAGAGUGGAAACACCAACAAAGCCCAGUCCGAAAUCCCCAAUGCCAGAGAAAAAAAUACCAACAAUGACGUCACCAUUACCUCCAUCUAAUAUGAAUAUUCCAACUGAUAUAAAAACAGCUACAACUCCUAAUGAUUCCAAAAAAUCGACACCACGGAAAAUUAAUUCUGCACCAAAACCACGGCCUAAAGAUGGUGACAACGAUAGCGGCGUUGAUGAGUCUACUCAGGGCAAUGACUUAAACGGCUCACCAAGCUCACCAACUAAAAGAUUACCCAGUAAACUACCAACAAAAGAGAAAGAAAAAUCAAGCAGUAGUCUAAAACAAAGUUUAUCACGAUCGUCAAGCAAAAGUGCUACGGCAAAAACACCAGAAAAUCCUCUUCCAAAUGAGAAAAAGAAAGUUCCAAUGAAUAAAAUUCAAGUAGGUGGAGCACCAUCACCAAACAUCAAGGCAGUUAAAUCAAAGAUCGGCUCGCUAGACAAUACAACAUACAAACCUGGCGGUGGAAAAGUCAAAAUAGAAAACAGGAAACUCGAUUUCAACAAAGUAACACCGAAAAUUGCCGCCAAAAAUGAAGCUUACAUACCUAGCGGUGGAACCAAGAAGAUCACAACAACAAAAUUGGAAUGGAAUGCAAAGUCUAAGAUUGGAUCCUUACAAAACACUUCAUACAAGCCAGGUGGCGGAGAUAAGAAGAUCGAAACAGUGAAACUAGAUUUCAAAGAAAAAGCGAAACCAAAGGUGGCUUCUACAGUUAAUAUUACUCACAAACCAGGAGGUGGCGACGUAAAGAUUGAAAACCAAAAACUGGAAUUCAAAGCCCAAAGUAAAGUCGGUUCCCUGGAUAACGUGAAACACAAACCCGGUGGAGGAGAAGUGAAAAUAUUUGACGACAAAGAAUAUUUGAAGCAAGUCAGUGGACAGUCGCCUCUCCCCAGUAGUCACGAUCACUCGCGACAAGAGCCUGAGUAUUUGUAUUCAUUUUACUGAAGUGAGAGCCCGGUGCCGCAGUCUACGCAGGCGCCUAAAUCUGACGAGAAUCUGAACCAAGCGUCGUGUUAAAGCACAGAUGGAUCACACAUCUUUUUUAAUGUUUAUAUACCUUACUAACUGUCCAAUUUUUACAAUGUUUUUGUUAAAAGUGGUCUUACUUCCAUUAUAACUAAUAACUACUCCACGAAUGUGUCCAAUACUAAACAUAUUUUUUAUUUACCUAACUGCACUUAAUUUAACAUUUUUCAAAAUUUAUCUUCUUUACUGACAUUUAUAAUCAUUCAUCAGUGCCAAUAUUUAUCUUUAGCAUAUAUUCACUUAUUAUAAUUUUUGUAUUUUUUUGUAAUUUGCUCGUGAACUUCAAAUCUCAGGAAGAGGAUAGACUAUAGAAUUAGCUUUUAGAAACUAAUUCUAAGUCCGUAUAUUAUAUUAUUAUUUAAGGUUACCAACCUAUUUAAAAUAAUUUUUUAUAUUCAUUUGGAUCGUUUUCUUACCGUACUCUAUUAGUGGAAAAAUAUUAUUAUCUAACUUCGUCAGAAUACGUGUUAGUGAACAAGGGUAAAAUAAAUAGAUUUACGAUAUUAAA
Molecule: messenger RNA, 3002 nt
Organism: Aricia agestis (brown argus)
Lineage: Eukaryota; Metazoa; Arthropoda; Insecta; Lepidoptera; Lycaenidae
Gene: tau
Product: microtubule-associated protein tau
Exons: 10
Coding region: 152-2413 (753 amino acids)
Biological process (GO): neuron projection development; microtubule cytoskeleton organization
Cellular component (GO): neuron projection
Molecular function (GO): microtubule binding
Source: RefSeq, a predicted model, not a curated record